Oppiella nova is the source of this 390-nucleotide messenger RNA. The record is from the annotation of a GenBank genome assembly. Lineage: Eukaryota; Metazoa; Arthropoda; Arachnida; Sarcoptiformes; Oppiidae.
AUACAAGUGGUGACCAAACCACAGAAAGACAUUUAUAAUUGCUAUAAGAAUGAACAAAAGCCCAAAGAGAUUAUCAAAAAUGUUUCGGGUGAAGUUAAGACGGGACAACUAUUGGCUAUAAUGGGCGCCAGUGGCGCUGGAAAAACAAGUCUAUUGAAUGUACUAACCGGUAGGAAUCUGUCUAAACUGGGUGUCCAGGGACAGGUGCUCGUGAAUGGGCAGGUGGUCACUGCGGCUCAAAUUGCAUCCAUUUCCUCGUACAUACAACAACACGAUAUGUUUCACGCGAUGCUUACCGUUCGGGAACACCUAAUCUUUCAGGCAUUAUUACGUAUGGAUAGGAAUAUGAGUAGACGUGAGAAAAUUGAUUCCGUGGAUCAUGUCAUACAA